AUGCCUCGACAAAACGCCCCAUUGAGCAAGGCUCUUGUGAGCCUGCUGCCUUUUGUAGCACAGGCUUCGGCCGCGACACUCAACUCCGAGUACAGCUUCAACCCUCUUCACCACCUCGGCGGCAUCGCUCCCUACUUCGAGCCCCAGGAUCCUCCCGCCUCUCCCGAUGCGCCCCAGGGCUGCACCCCCGAGCGCGCUGCCUACCUCGUGCGACACGCUGCCAUCUACGCCAACGAUUUCGACUUCGAGGAGUAUAUUGAGCCGUUUGUUGAGAAGCUCCAGAACAAGACCAAGAUCGACUGGAGCAAGAUUCCCUACCUCAACUUCCUGGCUGAGUGGGAGGCUCCCUUUUCCGAUGCUGAGGUUUCGCUCUUGACCAACGUUGGUCGUCUGGAGGCUACGCGAUUGGGUGUCGAUCUGGAGUUCCGAUACCCUGAGUUCAAGCAGCCCAAGAAGAUCUGGACUUCUUCCGCUGAGCGCACAGUCAAGUCCGCCCAGUCUUUCGUCCGUGGCCUCGAGUCAGAUGACAAGAGCAUCAAGGUCGAGAGCAUCUACGAGUCUGAGGAAUCUGGCGCCGACAGCUUGACUCCCUACAAGGCCUGCCCUGGCUACUCUGGCUCAACUGGUGGCGAGGAGUCCGCCGUUUACCAGGAGAAGUACGCCAAGCCCAUCGUCGCACGCCUCAACGACCUCGCAUCCGACUUCAACUUCACCAUCAACGACAUUUUCGGAAUGCAGCAGCUCUGCGGCUACGAGACUGUCAUCCGCGGCAAGUCUCCCUUCUGCAACCUCGAGCUCUUCUCCCCCGACGACUGGCUAGGUUGGGAAUACUCCGAGGACGUGCGAUACCACUACAACGCCGGCUACGGCAAUGAGAUCUCCGGCUACGUUGGCAUGCCCUGGUUGAACUCGACCGCUGAUCUCCUCAUGAGCGGAGACUCCGACGAGGACCUCUACGUCAGCUUCACCCACCGCGAGCUACCCCCCAUGGUCCUCGUCGCAAUGGGUCUGUUCAACAACUCCGAGCCCGGCGGUAGCGAGUCCCAGAUCAACGACACGAUGCCCCUCAACAAGAUCAACUACCGCCGCGCCUGGAAAAGCUCCCACGUGCUCCCCUUCCUCAGCAACAUCGCCAUCGAGCGCAUGAACUGCAGCAACAGCUACGGCUACGAGGAUGGCGAGUACUAUCGCGUUCUGGUCAACAGUGCUCCUCAGCCUUUCCCUGCCUGCGAGGAUGGCCCUGGAACGAGCUGCAGCCGAAAGAGCUUUGAGUCAUAUAUCCAGGAUCGAGUUGACAAGUUCACUGGCUUCUCUGAGAAGUGUGGUGUGGAGUAUGAUAACUCUACUGAUACUCUGUCUAUCUACCACGAAUAA
Messenger RNA from Fusarium sp. VM40, 1374 nucleotides. Lineage: Eukaryota; Fungi; Ascomycota; Sordariomycetes; Hypocreales; Nectriaceae. The record is from the annotation of a GenBank genome assembly.